This is a messenger RNA of Onychomys torridus (southern grasshopper mouse), 1762 nucleotides long. RefSeq names its product protein phosphatase 1 regulatory subunit 42 (gene Ppp1r42). The coding region runs from base 495 to 1526 and encodes 343 amino acids. The record is from RefSeq and is a predicted model, not a curated record. NCBI's taxonomy places the organism in Eukaryota, Metazoa, Chordata, Mammalia, Rodentia, Cricetidae. The transcript is spliced from 9 exons. Gene Ontology annotation, molecular function: protein binding.
CGCGCAGACUUUAAUACUGGCUAAAAUGCAGGUCCCUGGGCCCUGUCCCUAAACAUCCAGAACCCCAGACACUGUCUGGAAGACUAGUUUGGACCAGCAGGCAAGGCUGGAAGCGUUCUAGAGGCCCGCGGCAGGGUGGAGAAGGGGUGAGAGAGCAGGACCCAGGCUUUGGAAAGUUUUAAGGGCGGGAGCCCGCCAUUGAGAGCAUCUGGAAGCCUCUGAGCACAGCGGCUCCCUAAGAGCGAAUGUAGAUAAAAACCAAACUCCAAAACUGCCCUCCCUGGGCGGCCUGCAGGAGCCCGGGGGAUGAAAGGAUCCAUCGCAUAGGUUCCCAGAGCGCCCCAUACAGCUCUCAGCAAUUCCCUCCGGCUCAGGGGAAGAUGUGUCCUAGCAAUUGAGCUGAAUAACAGAAAGUUGGAAGUAAUACCUAAACCUACUUCUGGACAUGGUGUUAAGACAGAGUUUUUGCUGAAAGUUUGAGUUACACAGAAACCAUGGUUCGACUGACUCUGGAUUUAAUUGCCAAAAGCAACAAUCUUAAACCCCGAAAAGAAGAAACAAUCACACAAUGCCUGAAGAAAAUAACGCAUGUGAAUUUUUCGGACAGAAAUAUAGAUGCCAUUGAUGACCUCUCUCUUUGCAAAAGCCUGAGUGUCUUAUAUUUAUACGAUAACCGCAUUAGUCACGUCACUAACCUGAAUUAUUCCACCAAUCUGACCCACCUGUACCUGCAGAACAACUGCAUUUCCUGCAUUGAGAACCUCAGGUCACUAAAGAAACUGGAAAAACUGUAUCUGGGAGGCAAUUACAUUGCGGUCAUAGAAGGUUUGGAAGGACUGGAAGAAUUGAGGGAGCUUCAUGUUGAGAGCCAGAGGCUUCCCCUGGGAGAAAAGCUUCUGUUUGACCCGAGGACUCUUCGUUCUCUAGCAAAAUCCCUCUCUGUUUUGAAUAUCGGCAACAACAACAUUGAUGACAUAAAGGACUUAGAGAUGCUGGAGAAUCUCAAUCACCUGAUCGCGGUUGACAACCAGCUGGUACACGUGAAGGAUUUGGAGCUUUUACUGAAAAAACUGUUAAAGCUGUGGAAAAUAGAUCUAAAUGGAAAUCCUGUUUGUCUUAAGCCAAAAUACAGGGACAAAGUGAUACUGAUGUCCAAGUCACUGGAAUUUCUUGAUGGAAAAGAAAUCAAAGGUAUGGAAAGACAAUUCCUAAUGAACUGGAAAGCGUCCAAAGAUGCCAAGAAGACCAGCAAGAAAAAGAACAGUAAAAGUGAGGAUCCCAGCAGCUCCUACCUGAGUAACUUUGAAACAAUACAUCACAUAGUUCCUGUUUAUUACCCACAGGUGGGUAAUCCAAAAGUAGUCUUUUUCUCUGAUGUACAGAGAUACUUUGUAAAUGGAACUCCAUCUUCAGAAUGUCCCCAAGAAGAUAAAACUAAAAUCACUGAAGACAUGGGGAAUCUGUCCUUGAAGGAAUCUGAAAGCUUGCUAACAAAAAAUGAUAUCCAUGAACCUCACCUUCUCUGAAACCCAAAAGUAAAGGAAAAUGUGUAUGAGGAAAUGGAGUAAAUUCAGCGCUGCGUGGUUUGAUUUCUUCCUAGAACUAGGCAACAGCGUGUUGUGAGGGUUUGUAAACUUCAGUUAUCUCGGUGUAUAAGUUCUUGUUCGAUUUGUUUCUUUAUAGAAUCUGAGACUUUACUUUCCGUGUGUGAAUUCCGGGAUCUAUUUACUUUAUUAGUUGUUAAAUAAAAUUUACCAGGAAA